Molecule: messenger RNA, 198 nt
Organism: Debaryomyces fabryi
Lineage: Eukaryota; Fungi; Ascomycota; Pichiomycetes; Serinales; Debaryomycetaceae
Exons: 1
Coding region: 1-198 (65 amino acids)
Source: RefSeq, a predicted model, not a curated record
AUGGGUUUUGUAUUCGACAAGGUGACCAGUGUCUGGUCGAAACCUGCUGCUAGACCAGCCCCACUCUUUAUGAGCCAGAGCUGGAGCCAAAAAAGAGCCUCAAAGAAUGAGGUAGUGGUAGUUUCGGAUCUGGAUAGUCUGGAAGAGGAUGAUUAUCUGGAGGAAGAUGUAGAAGCUGAAUAUGAUGAGCAUAAUUAA